Orbicella faveolata is the source of this 2357-nucleotide messenger RNA. RefSeq names its product ubiquitin-conjugating enzyme E2 Z-like. The record is from RefSeq and is a predicted model, not a curated record. Gene Ontology annotation, molecular function: cysteine-type endopeptidase inhibitor activity. Gene Ontology annotation, cellular component: nucleus. Gene Ontology annotation, biological process: negative regulation of apoptotic process. Lineage: Eukaryota; Metazoa; Cnidaria; Anthozoa; Scleractinia; Merulinidae.
CUCUCGAAUGUCAGUGUUUCAAGAUGGCGGAAGAAGAUGUGUUUUUGGCAGCGACGUCCAACGCGCUGUGGGAUCCUCAUCAUUCCAAAGAUUGGGACAAAGAAAAUGUUACACCACAAUGCGUUUUGAGAAUUAAAAGGGAUAUAAUGAGUAUAUACAAUGAACCACCACCUGGUAUGUGCAUCGUGCCUGACAAAGAGGACAUCACAAAGAUUCAUGCUCUAAUCACUGGUCCAUUUGACACACCCUACGAGGGAGGAUUCUUUUACUUCUUGAUUCGAUGUCCCCCUGACUACCCCAUUAGACCCCCCAGGGUCAAGUUAAUGACCACAGGAGGGGGGCAGGUCAGGUUUAACCCCAACUUGUACAGAAAUGGCAAAGUGUGCCUGAGUAUACUGGGGACAUGGUCUGGUCCGGCUUGGAGUCCUGCCCAGUCCCUAUCUAGUGUAUUAAUCUCCAUUCAGUCUCUUUUAAAUGAAAAACCGUAUCAUAACGAGCCAGGAUUUGAACAGGAAAGACAGUCAGGGGAUUCAAAGCGAUAUAAUGAAUGUAUCCAGCAUGAAAGCUUAAGAGUUGCAGUCUGUGACAUGUUGGAAGGAAAAUUGAAAUGUCCCUCGGCACUCAAAGAUGUAAUGGAGAAAUCAUUUCCAGAGUUUUAUGAUUACUACCUGUCUGUUAUCAAUGACAACUCUCAUCAAAAUGGACAGAACAUGAUGGACCCUUUUGGAGAGAAGCGGGGAACAUUUGACUUUGUAUCCAUUAAACAAAGACUAGAAGCAAUCAAGAAGAAGCUCGAAGACAAGAAGACAGCGGCACAUGGUUCAGAUGCCUCGUCAAGUGAUAAUGAGAAUAUAGAGGAAUCUUAACAGAAACUGAAAUAUUAUUUGUACAUACACAUAGCGAUAUAAUUUAUAUUUCUGUUAGGGGAACAAGUUCUAGUUGCCUAUAAAGUCUAUCUCAUGUGAUUAUAUGUGAAUGAAGUUAGUAACAAGCAUGGGUUAUCCAACUUUAUGGUAUUCAGUGUUCCCCUGAUUUAUUUUGACCUCCAUUCAGUGGGAAGUCAAAACAGGUUGCUCUGCAGCCAAUGGAAUAAUGUAAAAAAUAUCCAAUAUGUAACAUUAAUGUUAGGAGUUGUAUACUGUGGGUUACUGUAAGUCCUCUGUGUAGCCUCUGCCACACCCCCCCAAUCCCCCAGAAGGGACAUCAUGAGCCAUAUCUAAGUCACUGUUUGCCUCAGUUUCAAAGUGAGUUCUUAGUUCAAACCUAAGUCCAUUUAAAAUGACUUUUUUACUCUAAUGUUUCCUUUUAUGCGAACAAACUUGGAAGUGAUCUACAAGGUUCUCUCCUCCACUGUGAUAUGCCUUGUGUUACUUAAGUUGUGUUGUGUUAUAUUAACCAAACUCAAACUUGUACCGUAGAACUUUUAAUCAAGUAUUUGAAGCCCGAAGGGAAUCCCAUAUAAAAAGGGUGGGGUUGCUUGUCGUACCUUUUAGGGGUUAAAAAAGUGGUUUUGGAACCUCAAAAGGUCCACAGUGUGAGCUUUUGUGGUACCUUUUAGGGUUUUGAGCCAGAAAAAUAUGCCAGGAUAUAUUUGAUAAUCAACUUUACAAGUAGAAGGUAUUCGAAGCAAUCAUCUUUAACGCUGUUAAAGAUUAUGAAAGUAUCAGUUAAUGUGUUGUUUUAGAAUUCGUACCUCUUAGAGAGUGAAAAAAAUUUAAACAGGAUCUUGGUACCUCUUAGGGGAUUCUUUUCAAAAUUUCUGACAAGUACCCCAUCCUUUUAUAUGGGAGUUGCCCCCCAAGAUUUGAAAAGUAGUAUGUUAUAAGUGAUGGGACUGUGCGAUGGUUUGAUUAACACUUAGCUCUUAACUUUCUAUUUUCGGACAAUUACUUGUCAACUGAAUCAUACUCUCCACCUCUACAGUUCUUUAAGCCUUCUGGUUCUUUACAGGAGUUUCAUUAAGGGCCAGGCACCAAAUUGACCGCGAUGAUUUUGUCCCCCUGGUUUGACCAUCUGGAAGAAUAAAGAAGCUCAGUUCAAAAAGUUUUGCUCCCCCUGUGAAAACCAUUUGCCCAGUUGCAGAAAACGUUAAAGAAACCCCUGGAGUUAUUUAAUCUAGGAUUUGUGGUAAUCGUGUUAGUGUUCUCCGCAGAGCAGAAAAAAACAAAUGAAUCAAAAUGAUUAGUCAACCAUCAGCCACUGGCAAAAGUUGAGAAGUAAGGGGGUGGGAGUUCAAUGACAUGUAGAAAACGAAAGACGGUCAUCGACAGAAGGUAGUUGAAGCACUAUAUAAAGUUGUCUUCAGUCAUCACAUCAAAAUGUUCUUAGUUUGUUAAAUAUUACAUCAAGGAAAACUG